UGCUGACUGCUCCUGUGGCUCCUCCCACAGGCCCCUGUAUAAAGGAGACCUGCGGCCUGAAGAUCGGCCUCAUUCUCCAGGACCUUGUAUGAUAGACACUCACUCCUGGUUCCUUCUUCCAGUCAAUAAAAGCCGAUAUCUCGCCUACGUCUCAGUGUGAGUUAUUGAUGGUGCAUCAAUUUUAUUGACUGGAAGUUUUAAAACAUGGAACCCGUUUUGCGUCCGGACCGGUUGGAUUUGGACCCUCAAGACCCUGACGCAGCUCUCGCUUUUGAACACUGGCUUGCAUGCUUCCAAUCGUACUUGGCGGAGCUUCGUGCGACUGAACCCGCCGUUAUGCACAGAAUCCUACUCUCGAGGGUCUCCUCCAAAGUUUACUCCUUUAUCCGGGACCUGCCGACCUACGAAGGGGCACUGGACGCCCUCAAACGACAGUACCUGCGGCCGGUGAACACCGUCUACGCAAGACAUCGUUUAGCUACCCGGCAACAGCGGCCUGGCGAAUCGUGCGCUGAGUUUCUCCGAGCACUACAGACACUCGUCCGAGCUUGUGACUGCAAGACGCUCACGGCAGAACAGCAUGCGGAGCUGCUGGUGCGAGACGCUUUUGUGACGGGACUGAGGUCAGUGUACAUGCGCCAGCGGCUGCUGGAGAACUCGGAUCUUACCUUAAGCUCGGCGAUAGAGAAGGCCAACGCUCUAGAAGCUGCGCGGCAUAACGCCGACGCUGUCCAGUCGCGCGAUUCCCCGCCGGUUUCGUGGACGCCUCAGACCCCGCCACCGCCGGCUCCCGGGAGCGAAUUCGCCAACGCCGCCGCCAGUCGCCAUUCCACGAGCUCCCCGACCCAGACCAAGAAACUCGUGCUUUGUUAUUUCUGUGGCCAAAAGAAACAUCCUCGACGACGCUGUCCAGCGCGAGAAGCGACCUGCUCCAGCUGCGGAAAGCGGGGCCACUUCGCCAAGGUCUGUAAGUCUCAACCUCGGGCGGAGUGCAGCGCUGCGGGUGAAACGUGGGGGCCGCCAUCUUGCAUGCCGGGAUGUGGGCGGCCAUCUUUGUCGACGUCAGCACGCCCCGCCCCCGAUCCUCGGAUGCUGACCGGGUACCCCGGAUGUGAGCGGCCAUCUUUGUCGACGUCAGCACGCCCCGCCCCCGACCCUCCGAUGCUGACCGGGUACCCCGACGGCGAUCCAACUCUGGCCACUGUGACUCUCGACCAAAGCGCCCCACACCAGCUUGCAAGGUCCAUGAUGGACAUCCAGGUGCAGGGGCAUUGGACUGGAUGCCUGUUUGACACGGGCAGCACUGGGAGUUUUAUUCACCCGGACACAGUGCAACGCUGCGGACUUGCAACGCGGCCGGUCAGUCGGAGGUUCCAUUUGGCCUCUGGGUCGCAGUCCGCAGACAUCCGGGCGGGUUGUGUAGCGACUUUGGUGGUGCAAGGCACAGUAUAUCGGGACUUUGAACUGCUGGUCAUGCCUAAUCUGUGUGCACCUGUGCUAUUGGGGCUGGACUUCCAGAGCCAUCUCGAAAGUGUGACUAUGGUAUACGACGGGCCCCUCCCACCACUCACUGUCAAGAAUCCUCAGUUUUGUGGGACUUCUUCACAUACCCCGCUACUGACCACACACACACACGGACACACACAUCCCAUCCAGAACCAGGCCAACAGCUGCGCUACCGACACUUGCAGCCUCUCCACUCUCAAGAUCCCUCCCCCACCGCUGUUCGCCAACCUGACCCCCGACUGUAAACCUGUGGCAACCAAAAGCAGGAGGUACAGCGCGGGGGACCGGGCCUUCAUUCGGUCGGAGGUGCAGCGGCUGCUCAGGGAGGGGAUCAUUGAGCCGAGCACAAGCCCUUGGAGGGCCCAGGUGGUUGUUGUUCGGACUGGGCAGAAAAAUAGGAUGGUGGUGGACUAUAGUCAAACCAUCAAUAGGUUUACGCAGCUUGACGCAUACCCCCUACCCCGCAUCGCGGAUAUGGUCAACCAGAUUGCUCAGUAUAAGGUGUACUCGACAAUAGAUCUGAAAUCCGCUUAUCACCAGCUCCCCAUCUGCCCAGCGGACCGCCCCUACACCGCCUUCGAGGCGGGCGGCCGGCUCUAUCACUUCCUGCGCGUCCCUUUCGGUGUCACGAAUGGUGUCUCUGUCUUCCAGAGGGAAAUGGACCGGAUGGUGGACCAGUACCAACUGCAGGCCACAUUUCCCUAUCUGGAUAACAUCACCAUCUGUGGUCAUGACAGGCCAGAUCACGACGCCAACCUCCAACGGUUUCUCCAAGUGGCCGCAGCUCUGAACCUUACUUAUAACAGGGACAAGUGUGUUUUUGGUACCACCCGCCUUGCUAUACUUGGGAAGUCUGUCACUGGGACCACCCUACCAGUUUGGCUGACGUCCCCGGGGCCAGUGCUGCUCCGGAAACAUGUGAGGAGCAAUAAAUACUCCCCGCUGGUAGAGAGGGUUCACCUUCUCCAUGCGAACCCCCAGUAUGCUUACGUGGUCUUACCUGAUGGGCGGGAGGACACGGUCUCCAUCCGCGACCUGGCACCCGCAGGUGCAGCAGACCACUACCCUGAAGGCUCUCCGGUAACUGUGAACCCUGCACCAGAGGUGACACCGUACUCACCAGGCCCUACACAGACUCCUCACGACACUUGUAUACCGGGCGUUUCGUACGCAUUUAUACCAGGCGCCUCGCACAUGCAUGAGGGAUCACCGGCGCCUAGUGGGCAAGAACACGCGCAACCCCCGUCCCCUGUGCAAUCGCCAAUGUUGCCGGCACCUAUGCGGUCACAGCCGGUGCUACGUAGAUCGCAGCGACAGAUUCGACCGCCUGAUCGGCUUGACUUGUAAGAACCUUCGCUACAUGAGGACUUUUUCAAACGAAGGGGGGGUGAAUGUGGUGAACUAUGUGCCUGUUGGGACACGCCCCUGCUGACUGCUCCUGUGGCUCCUCCCACAGGCCCCUGUAUAAAGGAGACCUGCGGCCUGAAGAUCGGCCUCAUUCUCCAGGACCUUGUAUGAUAGACACUCACUCCUGGUUCCUUCUUCCAGUCAA
This is a messenger RNA of Hypanus sabinus (Atlantic stingray), 3058 nucleotides long. RefSeq lists its product as uncharacterized. The record is from RefSeq and is a predicted model, not a curated record. The transcript has 2 exons. Gene Ontology annotation, molecular function: zinc ion binding; nucleic acid binding. Lineage: Eukaryota; Metazoa; Chordata; Chondrichthyes; Myliobatiformes; Dasyatidae. The coding region runs from base 205 to 2853 and encodes 882 amino acids.